Molecule: messenger RNA, 1327 nt
Organism: Penicilliopsis zonata CBS 506.65
Lineage: Eukaryota; Fungi; Ascomycota; Eurotiomycetes; Eurotiales; Aspergillaceae
Exons: 10
Coding region: 46-1323 (425 amino acids)
Biological process (GO): L-serine biosynthetic process
Cellular component (GO): cytoplasm
Molecular function (GO): O-phospho-L-serine:2-oxoglutarate transaminase activity; pyridoxal phosphate binding
Source: RefSeq, a predicted model, not a curated record
ACAACACGACAAGAAUUCUUUCCCAUCGCACACCCAUUCGACAGGAUGAAGAGAGAGGAUAUCACCUACUUUGGCGCCGGUCCGGCGUACCUGCCGUCCGAUGUGCUCGCCACGGCUGCUGGCGCUCUGCUGAACUACGAGGAAACUGGCUUGGGCGUGGCAGAGCACAGUCAUCGCAGCGAGCUGGCGACGAACAUCCUCAAUUCCAUGAAGGCCGAUCUGGCCGAGUUCCUCGAUAUCCCGGAUACCUACGAGAUUCUGAUUAUGCAAGGCGGAGGAUCGGGUGAAUUCAGCGCGACAAUCUAUAAUCUUGUGGCCGUGUGGGUGGAGAAGCGUCGGAAACAGCUGGUGCGCGAACGCGGCGAGAACGUCAGCGAGGAGGAGCUCGUCAAGGAGCUGCAGAAGCAGGUGCAGACGGAGCUACGACUGGACUAUCUGGUGACUGGAUCAUGGUCGCUCAAGGCCAGCCAGGAAGCGGCCCGGUUACUGGGACCGGAGUAUGUGAAUGUCGCUCUUGAUGCGCGCACCGCCAACGAGGGCAAGUUCGGCAAGAUCCCUGAGGAGUCGACAUGGAAACUCAGCCAGAAGGCGGCGCUGGUCUACAUGUGCGAGAAUGAGACGGUCGACGGAGUCGAAUUCCCCCGGUUCCCCAAGGCUUUGGAGCCCACUGGUUCAGAGGAUGGUCCGAUUGUUGUUGGAGAUUUCUCUUCCACGAUUCUCUCGAGACGCAUCCCCGUUGAGAACUACUCGAUCAUCUUCUUCGGAGCGCAAAAGAAUCUGGGCGUCACUGGAAUUACAGUGACCAUCAUCAAGAAGAGCCUGCUGCCUCCCACAAUCUCUCCCGCUGCUCCCUCGCUGCUACGCAAGCUUGGACUCCCCAUUGCGCCAGUCAUCCUCGACUAUGCGACCAUAGCCAAGAAUAACAGCCUUUACAACACCCUCAGCAUCUUCGACGUCUACGUCGCCGGCCAGGUCCUGAAGAAGCUACUGGCUACUUUCCCCGAUAAGGUGGACGGACAACAAGCCGCCGCUGAGAGAAAGGCAGCCAGCCUCUAUGCAGUGCUGGAUGCGUACCCCGACGUCUACCGCGUUGUCGCUGACAAAAGCGUGCGCUCGCGGAUGAACAUCUGCUUCCGCGUCACAAAGGGUGGCAACGUCGACGAGGCCGAAAAGGCGUUUUUGAAGGGCGCCGUCGAACGGGGUCUUACCGGCCUAAAGGGACACAGAAGCGUCGGAGGUAUCCGGGCGUCCAACUACAAUGCGAUUCCAGAAUCUGGUGUGCAGAAGCUGGCCGUAUACUUGAAGGAGUAUGCCACUGCAUAAAUAG